Molecule: messenger RNA, 270 nt
Organism: Mixia osmundae IAM 14324
Lineage: Eukaryota; Fungi; Basidiomycota; Mixiomycetes; Mixiales; Mixiaceae
Exons: 3
Coding region: 1-270 (89 amino acids)
Source: RefSeq, a predicted model, not a curated record
AUGAGAGAAAGACAGAAAAUAAGCUCCUCGGGCCAAGCGCAGAGGGCCUUCAGCAGUCGGACAGCUCCUGCUACAGCUUCCCACUCGGAAGGACGAUCAGAACAGAGAGCAUUGGUCUCGAGGGGUUUCUCAAGCUUUCCCGCGUGCCUUGACGACCUCGUGCUCCAAUCACCGUUAGCGAGCUCGCAAGUGCCCUCCAGGCCUGCACUCGCCUCUCAUUCGACGAGCAGUCAGGUCACACAGCUUCUGCACUCAGAAAGAGCUCAAUGA